This is a messenger RNA of Mycena indigotica, 1575 nucleotides long. RefSeq lists its product as uncharacterized. The transcript has 2 exons. The coding region runs from base 1 to 1575 and encodes 524 amino acids. The record is from RefSeq and is a predicted model, not a curated record. NCBI's taxonomy places the organism in Eukaryota, Fungi, Basidiomycota, Agaricomycetes, Agaricales, Mycenaceae.
AUGCGACUUCCCCGUCCCACCCUCAGCUAUCCAGUAACGAGAGAAUUCCCUGCCUCCUACGCCCUUGCUGCAUAUAUCGGGUCCACAAUCGUCCUUGCAUUUCUAGUCGUCAUCAAUGUUGCUCUGGUGGGAUACGAGACGGUCUCCGUUUUCUCGUCCGAUUUCAACAUCACCGACCACUUCUGGUACGACCGCCUGCUGCCGUCUUUUGCGCGGAGCGACGGCGCACCGGGCAGCCUUUGCGCGGCGCGACUCAUCGGGCUUGGCGAUACUGUCGCAACAAACUACUCUCUCUUCCAGUAUACUGUUGCUGCCAUUGACACCCCGAAUGCCGGUGAUUCUGGGCUCGCAUACACGGGGUGGACGCUGGACGACUGCGACGUGACGGCGUUGUACGUGAACAUCGUCGGGCAGACACUCACGAGCGAUUUCACCGCCAUCGUGACCUGUUUUGCCACUGGGGACAAGAACUCGAGCUACACCCUGCGCGCGGAUUGGAGCCAGUCCGCUCUCGUUGGGAAAUACACCUCCAUCUUAGGUGCGAAAUCCGCGAGCCCAACGCCUGGGCAGGCACGCGAAUACGUGCUGGGCGCCAUGGUCGUAACUGCCGGGAACGAUUGGGCGGUCUGGGCCCUGAACAUCUUUGGCUUGAGCAAUUUCACGGCACCGGAGGUGCUCUCAUUCGCGGCAGAGUUCCCGUACUGCCCCGCAUCCGCAAUCCACGUCAAUUCGAGCUGUUCCAGCACCAACCCGCCCGCGCUGAACAUCACACGGACUACCCAGAUCACAGGAUCAGGGAGCAACGGACGCGUCAGCACAUAUACCGCAAGCAGGCCGAUAGGCGGCUUCAACCAGCCGCUGCUUGACCUGGCAAACGAUACCUUUGGCUUUGCCCACUUGGCUUCGAAUACUGUCCAAUCCCUUUGGGCGGCGCUCCGUGUGGACCUUGGGAACCCGUCGCCAGGGAACUUCCUGCUUGACCCCAGCCUUGUGCCGCGCGCCGUCUUCCGCUCUUUCCCCAUACCACAAUUGCCCGGAGCGGCAUUCGUUUUGCAAAACGAGUCCUUUUUGUACUCGACCCUCGUCGGCGACGGGUACUAUGCGCAAAGUCAGGGCGAUUCAGCCUUUGUAAAUACGCCAACACUGCUACCGCUCCCGCUCCCCGGACCGGCGGUGCUCGAUGGGGUAUACCUCUGUCAACGCCGACAGCUGAUGAAACCAGGAAGUGUCCUAGUCGCCGUGGUUGCUGGGACAUAUACGAUGUUCAGCACUGGAUGGACAGUUUUCCUGUUACUUGCGGAGACGUGGUUUAUGCGCAAGAAGCGGGACCAGGGGACAGCGGACUCGGAGGCCGCCCCCAUUGUGGCAGAGUCACUGGCAGAAAAGCUCGCUCCGAGUCGCCAAAGCUCGCGCGCUAGUCCUGAUCCGGCUUCAGCAGAGCACUCAAUUCAUGUUGAAGACCCACCAGCAAAGCGUGCGAGCAGCCUUCCAGCGGAUAUACCACAUAAUUCUCGCGCCAUGACUGACAGCAAGCCUGUUCAAUCAUUUCUACCCCCAACUCACAAAUCAGCUUGA